GUCUUUAUGGUACGUUAAGCAAAAUGGUAAAACUAGGACACCUGUUGGGUUUGAAUGUCCGUGAAUUUGGCGUCUUCUGCUGGUGGUUCCGCGAACUGCACCCUUUGUUUGCGCCGCCUUCCUGCCCGCCUCUCGCUUCACUUCCUGGUUCUCAGGUGGAUGUCACAGCGGCUGCCAAACGCUCUGUCAAACAAGUCCGAAGUUGUCCAGACACGGAGGAACGAUGUACCUAAAGGCCAGGAUACCGCAGCCUGGCGAAGCUUCGUUGGUGUGCGGGUUCUGUUACGCAGAAUGAUGAACUUACGUAGAGUUUUCUACCAAGCAGCAGCGGGAUCAUCAGCCGGGACGUUUCAGUGAGCGGGUUAGCCGCGGCUAGUCCGAUAGCCGCUAGCUUUUGGGCUGUCUGCUACUCCUAGCAUUUUCUUGACUUUGACCAGCUCGGUUCAAGUUUGACUCAGAACCUUAUUCCGAAGCGUCCGAGCGAACUGAGGAGGACGGGAUGGAGAAAGUACAGAUGAGGCACAACCCUCGCAGACAGCUGAAGAAGUUGAGUGAGGACAGUCUCACCAAGCAGCCAGAGGAGGUCUUUGAUGUCCUGGAGAAGCUGGGUGAAGGGUCGUACGGUUCUGUGUUCAAGGCCAAUUACAAAGAAACAGGAGAGAUUGUGGCCAUCAAGCAGGUUCCUGUUGAGUCUGAUCUUCAAGAGAUUAUUAAGGAAAUCUCUAUCAUGCAGCAAUGUAACAGUCCUCAUGUGGUCAGGUAUUAUGGCAGCUAUUUCAAAAACAGCGACCUGUGGAUCGUCAUGGAAUAUUGUGGCGGAGGAUCUGUGUCUGACAUCAUCCGAAUACGUAACAAGACGCUGACAGAGGAGGAGAUCGCCACCGUCCUACAGUCGACCCUGAAGGGUUUGGAGUACCUCCACUUCAUGAGGAAGAUCCACAGAGACAUCAAGGCAGGCAACAUCCUGCUGAACACUGAAGGUCAAGCUAAACUGGCUGAUUUUGGGGUUGCUGGACAGCUCACAGACACCAUGGCAAAGAGAAACACCGUCAUCGGCACACCAUUCUGGAUGGCUCCGGAGGUCAUACAGGAAAUUGGCUACAACUGCGUGGCUGAUAUCUGGUCCCUGGGAAUAACCGGGAUCGAGAUGGCUGAAGGCAAGCCGCCUUACGCCGACAUACACCCGAUGAGGGCGAUCUUCAUGAUUCCCACCAACCCUCCUCCAACGUUUCGAAGCCCAGAUCUGUGGUCGGCAAACUUUCAAGACUUUAUCAGCCAAUGUUUGGUGAAAAACCCAGAAAACAGAGCGACAGCCACUCAGUUGUUACAGCAUCCUUUUAUCAAAUCAGCAAAGCCCAACUCCAUCCUGCGAGCUUUGAUCCAGGACGCCAUAGAGAUAAAACUGAAAAUACAAGAGGAGGCAGAACAACGAGAACAAGAUGAAGAAGAGAAUUCGGAUGAAGAUGAGGUCGACCAGGGGACGAUGGUUCGGGCACCAAGUGAGUCCGGAACGAUCCGGGCUGCUGGUUCUUUAGCAGGUUCACUUAGCGGUACUAUGAUUGAACGUGCGGACACGGGAACCAUGCAGUCACAGCUUGGCACCAUGGUCAUCAACUCUGACGAUGAAGAUGAGCAAGAGGCUGGUACUAUGAAAAGGAGAGAUGAGACCAUGCAACCAGCCAAACCGUCCUUCCUGGAGUACUUUGAGCAGAAGGAAAAGGAGGCGAACGAUCACAACGAUGGACGCAAAGAAAACAAUGCAGACAACCGUAAACUCCCUCCUGAAGGAGAUCUGGAAGUGGUAAGGACGUGGUCGGUGGAGGAGCUGCGGGUGAGACUCGCCUCUCUGGACCCUCAGAUGGAGCAGGAGAUCGAGGAGAUCCGUCAGCGUUACCAGGCAAAGCGGAAACCCAUCCUCGACGCCAUUGAAGCCAAAAAGCGACUGCAGCAGAACUUCUGAUGGGAUCUGCAGAGCUCCUCUAAGACUGGACCAGUAGAUGGUUCUCCGUGUAACCUGGACACGAGGUGAUGCUGUAUGACGGGACAUUUAGAACUUAAUGUGGGAAGAACCUCCGAAGAAAGAGCUGUCCUCUGAUGGAAUGUUGAGCGGAGGUUCGCAUCAGGUUCAACUACAUUCUUUAACUAUAGAGACGACAGCUGAAGAAAGUUUUUCAUCAUCAGCCUUGUUUUCAUGCUUGCACACCUCCGUCAAAAACCACAGUGACCUUUUUCAGACGUUGUUGUCCUAAAAGGUGUUUUCUAAAUAUUCGUUGGGUACUUUUUCCUUUUGCUGGAGUGUUUCCGCUCAUUGCUGAAAGAUGUGAUGCUGCUAAAUGUUUCAGUGUUCCCCUACCAGACUGUGAAAAUCCAGAAAAGGGAGAAACUCUCACAAAGAACAAAAAUAUUCCAUAAAAGGCAGAAAGUGGUUGAGCUCUCCUGCCUUGCAGGAACGUGCCUUGUGCUUCAUUUAGGAUGAACGUUGAAGUUGUGAAGACUGAAUUCUGAUGCAGAUGAAAAGAGAAGAUCUCCUUAAAUCUUCAUUUGUUCUCGUUUAACUUCAUGUGGGAGAUCUUGGGCACUGUGUGUGUAUUUCCACAUCAGUGAUUUUAAAUGACACACACUCCCAUCUUCUACACACCACACUGUAGGUGCAGCUGGGUGAAGCAGGUUUAUAGGAAGGCCUUCGAUAAUAUGACCACUACUUUGUGCCUCAUAACUAAAUAUUCUUUAGAUUUUUAUUUUUUGGGUUUGGGAAUAAAGAGUUUUUUCAUAAUAUAGUACAACCUGCAGAUAUAAGAUGGAUAUGAUGUGUAGCUUUGACCGUUUUUACGACUUGGACCCACCGGAGUUGAGCGGUGAGUGGAAAAAAGGCAGCUGGUGGAGAAAAUUAUUCCUUUUCUAGAUUAUAUUGAUGUCUUUAACACCUCGGGUUUAACUGGAUGUUUGAGUUUUGGUGUGAAGAAAAUCAAACUCCUGCUGGGACUAAUUUCAGAGAAACCGUCUUCAACAGCUUUCCGAUCAGGUAAAGUUUUACUUAUUUUUGAGCGUAAAGCCGUCCUUUGUGGGUCCACAAAUUAGCCCAAGGGCUCAUUUAAUGAUCCGUAAUUGAAAGAGCAAACUUGUUUCUAAACUGGUUUUAACAGAAAAUGAACAGAUUUAAGGACUUUUUUAAUCCCUCCACCAGUUUAGCUCUAUUUCACAGCAGGCACAAGCAUAGAUGUAUUAAUAGGGGCUCCUGCACUGCUGUGUAAAACUAAGGAGUCAAUCGCCCCCUUAGGAAGUGUAAUAAUAAUAAUAAAAAACCAAUAAUAGUCAUUUACAAGGAGACUUCUUUAUAUUGCCACAGUUUAUUAGAACGGGUUUAUUACGUUUUAAACUCAAAGAACCGAUCUGUGCUUCCCCGUAAGCGUCCCUCUUACGUUUUGGACUAUUUUGUUAUAAAUAUGUGGCUGAAGGUAAAUUUAACUUUAUUUGUGAUGAAUCAGAAGGUUUAAGCUGAAAUGGCCUUAAACUGCUGAAUGUUUAAUUAGAUUUCAGUGUCUUUUUAACGUUGAAUGUACCAAAUGUUUUUGCAUUCUUUUAACCACCAGUGUCCUUUUUACAGUUGAUGUGAAAACUUUUUGGGGUGUUUCUGAUCUUCUCCACCUUAAAAAAAAAAGGGCCUGUACUGAAAAAUGUGACCCGGCACACCUGACUGCAUGAAAACCUCCACAGACGACCGCCGACGGGUCUGAGACUGGAUCUGGUGUUGGUCCAGGUCUGAUCCAUCUUCACUUCAAACAUUCCUCUAUCGCUAAUCAUCCAGCGCUUGUGACAUUUCUGGUUUUCAUCCAGCACAGAAGGGACCAUAUCUAUUUUUUUUUACAUAGGUUUAGAUGUGAAGACAGUUGUCAAAAGAGGAAAAAUGAGCUUCUCAGGUCACGAAACUCCUCAGGGGUGUGAAAUAAUGACUGCGAUGAUGAGAAACUACUGUAGCUCCUCCACUGUGUCGCCCUGCUCACAUGAGCAACACUCUGCUGUUGGUGCAUGCUGGAACUCGGUUAAUGUGCAUAAACGCGUGUCUGGUGCUGGAAAUCCUGCUGAUGACAGAAGCUUGUUCUGUGGUGUAAAACGACUCACAAGCACAAAUGAUUUUCUGUUUGUUACAAGCUGAAGGAAAACAAGCGUGUGUAGAUAUUCUCUUCAGUUUUAUGAUCAAAAAGAGCGGACUGGUCACGUUUCUUUGCUCAUUUAUCGUCAGAAAUUGGGAAAACAAAAAAGAUGCAUGGUUGGCUGGGUGCCAGCGGCAUCUUUGUUCUGCUGUUUGAACCAAAGGUCGAAAUCACUGGAGAACAAAACCAGAAGAGACAUUUUUCUGAUGUGAAACUUUGCUUUCUGUUUUUUUAUUCAUGGGAUGUUUUCCUAAACUUUUGAAACUGCUCGUUUUCUGAAGCCGGUUACACCUCAGCAGGAAUCUGCAGCUCCACGUUCAAACACAGUCAUCUCUUCUAAACUCGCCUCGGUCGGUGAGCGCAGCUGAAAUUGUUCUCAUUUCUCCAGCUGGAGUUUUGCUUUAAUUUAAUUAAUGUUCUAAAUGAGGAAUCUGGUGUUGAUCACGAUAAGUUACACAGAAACACAUGGAGUUCCCAGAUUCAUCUCAGUGGUUACCGCUCUUCUACAGGACAUUUUUUAUUUCCUAGUGAACACAUUUUCUUUGUUUGGUUGUAUUUUUAUAAAACCCUUUCAGCUCAGUUUAAACAAACACAGAAACUAUAAAAGGCUAAAUUGUGGAAAGUGGCUACACCAAAAGCGGUUCACAGCACCAUCGGUGCAGCUUUCACAGAUUUAGCUGUAAUUUAGGAGUUAUUGCUGGUUCCUUUUUGGCAUUUUGUCUGUUUAAAGCUAAUCUGGAUGUAGUCGUCACCCUCUGAGUUUGCCUGAAGCACAACAUGCAGUGGAUGGUGGGCUGCCGUUGCUGGGUUUCGGUUUCUGUAUUUCUUAUUUUUGUUUGUUUUCUUUAAUAAAGACAACACUGUAAGA
Molecule: messenger RNA, 5019 nt
Organism: Nothobranchius furzeri (turquoise killifish)
Lineage: Eukaryota; Metazoa; Chordata; Actinopteri; Cyprinodontiformes; Nothobranchiidae
Product: serine/threonine-protein kinase 4
Biological process (GO): intracellular signal transduction; regulation of MAPK cascade; protein phosphorylation
Cellular component (GO): cytoplasm
Molecular function (GO): protein serine/threonine kinase activity; ATP binding
Source: RefSeq, a predicted model, not a curated record